This is a messenger RNA of Lymnaea stagnalis (great pond snail), 603 nucleotides long. The record is from the annotation of a GenBank genome assembly. Lineage: Eukaryota; Metazoa; Mollusca; Gastropoda; Lymnaeidae.
CAGGUGAUGUCUCCAAUGGGUAUUUUGAUCACUGCAAUCUUUUCUGUUGUGUUACUGAAGAAGGUCCUGAGUGGGUUCCAGUGGAUAUCUUUAGUUAUGUUAUUUGUUGGUGUUGCAACAGUCCAGAUGCAGCCUAAAGAAACUAAAAUGGGCCAGAUGGUGAUAGAGCACAAUCCCAUCUUGGGAUUGGUAGCUGUUAUCAUCUCUCGCUUCAUGUCGGGGUUUGCUAUAGUCUACUUCGAGAUGAUCUUGAAAGGCACCCGGCAGUCGGUGUGACUGAGAAAUGCAAAGCUGGGAGCGUUGGGUUUUGUCAUCGGUCUCAUCACAAUGUAUUUCAAAGAUGGUGCUGAGGUGUCAAAGAAUGGAUUUUUUAAUGGCUACGACUCGGUGGUUUGGUUCCUUGUGUAUUGGCAGUGUUUUGUAGGCCUGCUGGUACCAAUGGUCAUUAAAUAUUAUGGCAGCAUCUUGAGUGGUUUGGUAUCUUCUGUUGCAACAGUAUUGUAUUGUGGGAUAUCAAUAUGCCUCUUGGAUUUCCAACUGUCUAUGGAGUUCCCACUGGGAGCAGGUUUGGUUAUUGGUGCUGUUUUUAUUUAUAGCUACUUU